AUGGAUGCGAUCAAAAGGUUGAGAAAAGAUUUGUUUACGAAUAGGGGUUACGAUCCGAUGAUAAUACCCGUCAAGAACUGGAGCCAUACUCUUAACGUUGCCGUGACUUUCAAUUUGGAUGAUCAACACCUAACGUGGAAACCGGAAGAUUAUGGCGGAAUCGGUGCCAUUCGUGUCAAACCCGAAGAAGUGUUUAAACCCGAUAUCAUGUUAUAUAACGCGGCG
Molecule: messenger RNA, 225 nt
Organism: Medioppia subpectinata
Lineage: Eukaryota; Metazoa; Arthropoda; Arachnida; Sarcoptiformes; Oppiidae
Source: the annotation of a GenBank genome assembly